Messenger RNA from Penicillium cinerascens, 927 nucleotides. Its product is annotated as aldo/keto reductase family protein. The transcript has a single exon. Gene Ontology annotation, molecular function: oxidoreductase activity. The record is from RefSeq and is a predicted model, not a curated record. Lineage: Eukaryota; Fungi; Ascomycota; Eurotiomycetes; Eurotiales; Aspergillaceae. Bases 1 to 927 code for a protein of 308 amino acids.
AUGUCCAUUAAGAUCACCGAUCUCCUCCCGCUUCCCAACAGCACCGCGCGCAUUCCGCGCCUGGGCUUCGGCGUGUACCGUUCACCUUCAACCCAAUGCGUUCAGUCGUGCCUCAAGGCUCUGGACGUGGGAUACCGACACAUUGACACCGCGCAAUUCUACGGUAACGAGAGCGAGGUUGGCGAGGCUCUGCGCACCAGCGGUCUACCCCGCGACCAGGUAUUUGUUACGACCAAGAUUCUCAGCCCCGCCGGCUCUGUCGAGGCGACCUACGCCAAGCUGCUGGAGAGCGUGGAGAAGAUUAGCGGGCCGGGCGGAUACGUUGAUCUGUUCUUGAUUCAUAGCUCCAGCUCUGGUCCGGCUGGCCGGAAGCAGCUGUGGCAGGCGCUGGAGAGGCUCCAUGGUGAGGGCAAGGCCAAGAGUAUCGGUGUGAGCAACUACGGCGUGCACCAUAUUGAAGAGAUGAAGGCGUAUGCCAAGAUUUGGCCGCCGCAAGUCAAUCAGAUUGAGGUUUGUUCCCUGGUUUUCAUAUUUACUCGAUUCUUGUUUUAUUUGAUCGUGGUGGCUGACUCGCGAUUCUUCGACUCACAGCUCCACCCGUGGUGCCAGCAGCGAACGAUCAACGAAUACUGCAAGCAACACGGCAUCGUCGUUGAGGCCUAUUCGCCAAUUGUCCGCAAUUACAAGGCCAACGACCCGACGCUAGUCGAGGUCGCGAAGAAGUAUAAUCAGUCGACACAGCAGGUGUUGAUCCGCUAUGCACUGCAAAAGGGAUGGGUGCCACUGCCCAAGACCGAUAAUGCGGAGCGAAUUGCGGCUAAUGCCGACGUCUUCGACUUUGAUAUCAGCGCGGACGAUAUGGACCUCUUGGAUUCUCUCGACCAAGGAGCCGCAGGAGCUAUCGUGGAGGCCGUUGAGAACGAGUGA